Messenger RNA from Microdochium trichocladiopsis, 651 nucleotides. RefSeq names its product transmembrane adaptor Erv26. The transcript has 3 exons. The record is from RefSeq and is a predicted model, not a curated record. The coding region runs from base 1 to 651 and encodes 216 amino acids. NCBI's taxonomy places the organism in Eukaryota, Fungi, Ascomycota, Sordariomycetes, Xylariales, Microdochiaceae. Gene Ontology annotation, cellular component: COPII-coated ER to Golgi transport vesicle; Golgi membrane; endoplasmic reticulum membrane. Gene Ontology annotation, molecular function: COPII receptor activity. Gene Ontology annotation, biological process: endoplasmic reticulum to Golgi vesicle-mediated transport.
AUGUGGAUCUUACCGCUGGUGGGAUACCUGGGGUCAAUAGUAGGCUUCUGCUUCUUGACCUUAGCAAUUGCCUCUGGUCUCUACUAUCUAUCCGAACUCGUCGAGGAGCACACCGUCAUCGCCAAACGCCUCCUGACGCAACUCAUCUAUGCAGUCAUCGUUCUGCAAGUGAUAUUAUGUAUCAUCGACAGGUUCCCUUUCCUCCUUGGCCUCAUGGUCAUCGGGUCCCAUGUGGUCUACCUGGGAAACAUGAAGCGUUUCCCUUUCGUUAGGCUGACUGACCCCUUGUUCCUUGCAUCUUGUGUGUUGGUGCUCAUCAACCACUACUUCUGUUUCCGCCACUUCUCGACCCUCCAACAGCAGUCAUAUUCUCGCAUGACGUCCAUGUAUGAUCAACCAGAUGUGCCGACCUUCAGCGAGAUCGCCUCGUAUUUUGGGCUGUGCGUAUGGCUCAUUCCAUUCGCCCUGUUCGUAAGCCUGUCCGCCAGCGACAACGUUUUGCCGACAAUGGGAAGUACGGAUCGAGCGGCAGACUCCGAGGGCAAGAACAAGCGGCAGAGUAUCAUCAAGGUCGUUGUCGAUAGCGUCCUUGACGGCAUCGCAGAGGUAACUCGAAUGUUCGGAUUGAAGAAGAAGGACGAUCGCUUCUAG